AUGUUUAAAAUUAUAUUCAAUGAAUUGCAUCUACUUUUUAUGGAGUUUCAAUAAAAUCGUUAAUGCUAAAUGUUGUCCUAGAUUUAACUAACACAAUAAUAUCAUUCUAUUAUAAGGAUAUCAGCUAUUUAAGCUUUAUAUUUGGUUUCUGAAAAGUCUUUAAAUGAUAGAUAUUGGAAAUUUACCAACUAUAUGGAUUCAUUGAAUUAUUUCUAAGUUGACUUCAUAACCAUUUAAGUAAAUACUGUGGCUCCUUAUUCUUUAAUUAUUGUUCAUGAUGUAUCAUUAAAUCCUAAUUUAAACGCAUUGAUUCUAAAAUCCAAAUUAUCACAGAGUUAAUAUCGAAUCAAAAUUUUGAGUAAUCUUUAUUUAUAUAUAUCAUCUAUUUGUAUCCAUUCCGCACUAUCCAGGGGUAAAUUUUCUAAUUCUCUUAUUGAAAUUCUUUCAUCAAUUCGAGUUUUUAAUAGAGUUUACUUAUUCUUUGUUGAGAGAUAUUUCAUAAUUCUUUAAUUAUAAUUCUCAUUAUUUUUUACAUUGCUUCACUCAAUUACAGUUUUUCUAAUAUACUUAAUUUACAUUUUCUUUCUGAAAUAUCAAAAUAUGGCGCAUCAAUUUCUUAUACAAAAUUAUAUAGUAAUAAAUAUUAUAAUUAAGUGGAUGAACAGAUUUAUUAGGUCAAUCUUUUUCUAAUAUGAUUUCCAACCUUUAUUAUAAAUUAGUUACUUUACGGUUUAAAUCACGAUUUAACUUAGAUUGCAAUUAAUAGUUAUGAUAAUUUAAUUAAUUUUGAUGAAUUAAUUCACCAAUUUUUGUCUUACGGUUUUAUUUUAACCCUUUAAGUCAUCAUAUUUAGUUUUCAAACUAAAAAUUUUAUUCCAAUUCGCUAUAUAAUUUUUUCUGUAAUUAGUGAUCUUUAUACCCUAUUUUCAAUUUGCUUCAAGAUGUUUUUUUAAGCCUUAUAUAAUAUUUUUAUCGUAUCCUUAAUUUUUAUUAUAUUUGUAUCCUUACUUUUGCUUUCUACCAUUUUUAAUACAUGCAUGUUUAACUAUUCAUGUAAGUUUUAUGAUACAGUUAAUAAUUAAUUUACAUUAAAACUAAUAAUUUGAUAUCUACAUUAUUAAGCUAGCUUAUAUCCAUGCAACUAUAAGAGCUUGGAGUCAUUAUCUGAGUCAAUUUACAUGUUGUCUAUAAUAACAAACAAGAUUUUCUGUGCAUUGA
This is a messenger RNA of Paramecium tetraurelia, 1218 nucleotides long. RefSeq lists its product as uncharacterized. NCBI's taxonomy places the organism in Eukaryota, Ciliophora, Oligohymenophorea, Peniculida, Parameciidae. The transcript has 2 exons. The record is from RefSeq and is a predicted model, not a curated record.